GUGCGCCUGAAGUUUUGUUGAGAUCUUCUGUUUAUAGCUCUCCCAUUGAUAUAUGGGCUGUUGGUAGCAUAAUGGCUGAACUGUACACGCUGAGACCUCUUUUCCCAGGGACAAGCGAAGUAGAUGAAAUCUUCAAAAUUUGCCAAGUAUUAGGGACUCCAAAGAAGAGUGACUGGCCAGAAGGGUACCAGCUUGCAUCUGCCAUGAAUUUCCGCUUCCCACAAUGUAUCUCUAUGCACCUCAAAACUCUCAUUCCAAAUGCCAGCAAUGAGGCAAUACAGCUUAUGACUGAUAUGCUAAACUGGGAUCCAAAGAAACGACCUACAGCAAGUCAG
This is a messenger RNA of Chrysemys picta bellii (western painted turtle), 335 nucleotides long. NCBI's taxonomy places the organism in Eukaryota, Metazoa, Chordata, Testudines, Emydidae. The record is from RefSeq and is a predicted model, not a curated record.